UGGACCGACAAAUGCGACGCAGCCUUCAGUCUGCCCAGUCGCCCACAGCUCAUAACCCGCGGAUUUACAAUCAACAAUUGACACAUAAUUCUGCCCAGGGAUACCUUUCUGUGCCAUCGGUAUAUUUUGUAAAUAUGGGGUGGUUUGUGUAUCCUACCAUGGUCUAGCUACAAUCUCUGAUUUGUGAAGCAGCAGCAGCCCGCUAGCACUGAGCCAGGAUGUCCAGUAGCUCGGGCUACCCUCCCAGUCAGGGGAGCUUCAGCAGCGAGCAGAGCAGAUACCCACCACAUUCUGUCCAGUACACCUUCACCGGCACGCGCCACCAACAGGAUUUCACCGUCCCAGACUAUCGGACUCACAUGCAAGAUCCACAGGGUCGGAGAAGACCAUCUUUACUGUCUGAAUUCCACCCUGGAACUGAAAGGCCUCCAGAGAGACGGCAUGGUUAUGAACAGCAGUUUCACUCCAUCACAGCCCAGCCUGAGCAUGAGGCUUUGGAGGCUAAACGCCCACGCAUGGAAACUGUUGCUGAGGCCCAAAUGACCCGCACCCCUCCCAUGGCUGGGGGUAUUGUGCUGCCCUUAACCCAUACAGUACAGGACAGUCUAAGAGCCACUGUGGAGGUCAAAAAGGAGUCUCAGUUCACUGUCAAAGUGGAGUCCCCAGGAGGACCUACACUACACAUGGGUGAAGAGCAGGACACUUCUCCUUCCAAACUAUCCAAGGAGGAGCUGAUCCAGAGUAUGGACCGUGUGGACAGAGAGAUUGCCAAAGUGGAGCAGCAGAUUUUCAAGUUGAAGAAAAAGCAGCAACAACUGGAGGAGGAAGCGGCGAAGCCAGUGGAGCCAGAAAAGCCAGUGACCCCUCCCCCAGUGGAGCACAAGCACCGCAGCAUAGUCCAGAUCAUCUACGAUGAGAACAGGAAAAAAGCUGAAGAGGCCCAUAAAAUACUGGAAGGUCUUGGUCCUAAGGUUGAGCUGCCCCUGUACAAUCAGCCAUCAGACACAAAGGUGUAUCAUGAUAACAUCAAGACCAACCAAGUCAUGAGGAAGAAGCUGAUUUUAUUUUUUAAGAGGAGGAACCACGCUCGUAAACAAAGGGAACAGAAGAUCUGCCAGCGCUAUGACCAGCUGAUGGAAGCGUGGGAGAAGAAGGUGGAGCGAAUGGAGAACAACCCCAGACGCAAAGCCAAGGAGAGCAGAACACGGGAGUACUAUGAAAGGCAAUUCCCUGAGAUCCGUAAGCAGCGAGAGCAGCAGGAGCGCUUCCAGAGGGUUGGACAAAGAGGAACUGGUCUUUCUGCAACAAUUGCAAGAAGCGAGCAUGAGAUUUCUGAAAUCAUAGAUGGCCUUUCUGAGCAGGAGAACAACGAGAAACAGAUGAGACAGUUGUCAGUCAUCCCGCCCAUGAUGUUCGACUCUGAGCAGAGGCGAGUGAAGUUUAUUAACAUGAACGGCCUGAUGGAUGACCCAAUGAAGGUGUACAAAGCCCGGCAGUUUAUGAAUGUUUGGACCGAACACGAAAAGGAGAUCUUUAAGGAGAAGUUUGUGCAACACCCCAAGAACUUUGGCCUGAUUGCCUCGUAUCUGGAGAGAAAGUGUGUUGCUGACUGUGUUCUUUACUACUACUUGACCAAGAAGAACCACAACUACAAGACGCUAGUGAGGCGUAACUAUGGAAGACGGAGAGGAAGGAACCAGCAAAUAACACGUCCCUCACAAGAAGACAAAUCAGACGACAAAAACGAAGAGGACAAAUCUGAGAAGUCCGAGAAAAAAGAGGACGAGGAAAAGAAGGACGAGGAAGAGAAAGAUGAAAAGGAGGAUACUAGGGACAUUGGCAAGGACAAAGACAAGUGUGACGGUGGGGAGGACGAGGACGGAAAGGAGCAAAACACGCCGCGUGGCAGGAAGACUGCCAACAGCCAGGGCCGCCGUAAGGGAAGGAUCACCACACGUUCCAUGGCCAAUGAGGCUGCGUCUGUGGCGGCUGAGGAAGCACCUCCCUCUGCCCCUGAGCCUGCCCUGCCAGAUCCUCCGCAGCUCCCAAAAUCUGAUCCAGCGCAGAAGGCCAUGAAGGAGCCUGCAAAACCCCAGACUCCAAUAGCUUCCAUGGAUGCUAAUAAAGCUGCUGCUGGUGAAACCGGAGAAACUUCUCGCUGGACCGAGGAGGAGAUGGAGGUCGCCAAAAAAGGGCUAGUUGAGCACGGGCGGAACUGGACAGCCAUUGCCAAAAUGGUGGGCACCAAAAGCGAGGCACAGUGCAAGAACUUCUAUUUCAACUACAAGAGACGUCACAAUCUGGACAACCUGCUCCAGCAGCAUAAGCAGGAUACAAGGCGGGCACGUGCUGAUAGGUCUCAAGGUGAAGGUCUAGCCACAGCAUCACCCGACGAUGAUGAUGAGGACAACGCUGAUGACAGUGAAGGUGGCGACAACAGCUCUGAUACAGAGAGUGCCCCCUCCCCCACUCAGGCUGACUCCUCAAAGUCUGGCGACUCCAAGAGGUCAGACAGCGCUGCAGGAGAUGCUCAGUGCUCUGACCAGGACAAAGGUCUGGCUAGCAAUGGGAAGGCCAUGGAGCCCUCAUACGGCAAACUCUGUGUCAAGGAAGAAAAAAGCCCAGAGAGUGAGACUGGAUCUCUGGAGGAAAAGGCCAGGAUGGCCUCCUAUGCAGGCUCAGUGCGUCCAAAAACCGAACCUCAGGAUGUGGACAUGAAGGCUGGAGAGGUUCAGGUCAAGAUGGAGCCUGAGAUCAAGGAGAGAGGAGAAAAGGGAGAUCAUGGCGAGAGGCUUGGGGAACUCCACUCAGAUAAUGACUCCAGCGCCACCUGCAGUGCUGACGAGGAUGUGGAAGCAGAGCCUGAAAGACAAAGAAUGUUCGCCAUGGAAAAGCCUUCAUUGAUCAACCCUCCAGGCUCGGUGCUGGUGUCCUCACCCAAGCAAACCCAACUCAACAUCCAGCAGCUGCAGCAGCGUGCAGCUGCCAUCCCACCAAUGGUGCCUGGUGCUUUUGGCACUAGUGGCGUGAGUAUGAGUGGACUUACGAUGUUGCAACACCAAAUCAAAGCAGUGCAUGAGUCGGCGCACCAAGAGGAGAAACAGAGGCAGGAUCAGGGAGACCUGGAGCGCAGACCCCCCUUCAACACCCGCAGCCCCACCAUACUAGACAGAGAUGGUAAGCCCUUAACCUACAUGCCUUAUGAAAUGAAGCUGGCUCUGGACCAGGAGGCCCACUCUGGUCGGCCAGGCUCUCCCUACAGACUCUCCCCCAGGGAGCUGAGCAAGGCCUCACCCCAGCUUGACCCCAACGCCCCGAAUGCCUCCCGCUACAGUGUGCCACCAGUACUCCACCCCGCCCCGAAUCAGCUGGUCCAGAGUAUGCCAGAUGGAGUCCGUGUCACGUUCAGCAGACCCAGUCGACCUCCCAACAUUCCCUCUCCUCCUCCACUCAUUCCAACCACCAAGCCCACGGACAAGCCCUCCUUCAUCCAAGGAGGCUCCAUCUCCCAGGGAACUCCUGGCACAUACUUGCCGUCCCAUGCUGUCUAUGGGCCAGAGGGGACUAAGAGCGCUGUGGGCUCCAUAUCUCUGGGUUUGCCUCGGCAGCAGGAUCCUAACAAGCCUGGAGCUGCAGUUCCAUCCAUACAAGACGGCAGAGGCAACCCUGCAAAAAUGGGCGAGGGUCUGGCUUUCAGAGGAUCAAUCACUCAGGGCACACCAGCGCUGCCCCAGUCUAGCAUUGCUGCUGACCUCCUGAAAGGCACCAUCACAAAGCUUGCCACAGAGGACCUGAGCAGCCCAGACAAGGCCAGGGGAGAACAGCCUAAAGGUCAUGUCAUCUAUGAAGGCAAGAGUGGUCACAUUGUAUCCUAUGACGCUAUUAAGAACACCAGGGAAAACACCCGCAGCCCCAGAACUGGCCAUGAGAUGAAACGCACUUACGACAUGAUGGAGGUACCCAUGGGCAGGGGACACCCUGGCAGGGAAGGAGCUCCAUUUGAGGGUUUGAUUAGCAGAGCCUUGCCUAGAGAUGGUCUACAUGGAGAUUCUAAGGAAAGACCAUUGAUCACUGGAUCCAUCAUGCAAGGAACACCUAGAACCGCUGCAGAGUCCUAUGAAGAUGCCAUGAAAUAUGGAAAACAGAUAAAACGAGAGAGCCCACCAAUCCGCUCAUUCGAAGGGGGUAUUGGUAAGGGCAAGCCGUAUGAGGGAGUCAACACUAUCAAAGAGAUGGGACGCUCCAUUCAUGAAAUACCCCGACAAGAUCAGUCUGGCCAGGGGCUAGAGGGGUCCAUGUCUCAGAUUCACCCUCUCAACCAGUCUACUAUCAAGCACAAUGUCAAGUCCCUAAUUACCAGUCCCUCUAAGCAUCCCCACAGCAUGCCCCAGCUCGAGGCCAUGGAACGAGCCAAAUACGAGGAGAGCAAGGCAGUACGCCACACUGUGGUCAACUCCACCACCUCUGUCCUGCGUUCCACACACCAGGAGGCUAACAAGUCCCAGCUUAGCCCGGGCAUGUAUGAGGAUGCCAACGCUCGCAGGACUCCUGUGAACUACACCACCAAUCCCGGGUCCCGAGGGUCACCCAUGCUGGGACGUACUCCAGACGGUGGAAUGGGCUCUGCGAAAUCUGCUGCACAUGAAAGAAAGAGUGCCAUGACCCCUACACAGCGGGACAGUGUCCCAGCUAAGUCUCCAGUGUCGGGUGGUGACCCUGUAGCCUCUCACAGCCCCUUCGACCCUCACCACCGGCCCGUUGGUCCUGGGGAAGUGUACCGAGCCCACCUGCCUCCACAUCUUGACCCCACCAUGGCCUUCCACAGAGUGCUGGAUCCUGCAUUCAUGUUCCCCAGGCAGCCGUCCCCAACAGGUUACCAUCAUAACACCUACCAGCUGUACACCAUGGAGAACACACGGCAGACCAUCCUCAACGAUUAUAUCACUUCCCAGCAGAUGCAUCCUGUCAUCCCUCGACCUGACAUGGCCCGAGGCUUGUCACCACGGGAACAGCCUGCCGCUAUCCCUUACGCAGCGGGAGCUCGAGGGAUUAUUGAUCUAGCCCAGAUGCCUCCAACUAUCCUGUUGCCUCACCCUGGGGGAACAGGUACUCCCACUAUGGAACGCAUCGCCUACCUCCCUGGAGCUCAGCCCCCUUUCCCUCAUAGGGCUUUCAACCCAACCUCCAUAUCGCCAGGUCACCAAGCCCAUCUUGCUGCUGCAGCUGCUGCCAGUGCAGAGAGGGAACGGGAGAGGGAGCAGCAGGACAAGGAGAAAGAAAAGGAAAGAGAGAGGGAGCAGCGGGAGAGGGAGCGGGAAAUGCGAGAACGAGAGCGCGACCGGGAGCGAACCAAUGAAUACAUUCGUGGAGGUGGACCAGAGCAGCCAGGGCGACCAGGGAGUCGAGGUUACUUGCAUUCCCCUUCUCCCUCGCUUAGGACGCAGGAAGUAGUGGUUCAGCAGCGGCCUAGUAUCUUCCAGGGCAAGAGUGUCAUCACCUCUCUAAUACCCCAUUCAACAGCAGUGACAGCAGUGGGUCAGAGUAGCUCUCGGUACAGUACCGCAGCUGAUGCUCUGGCUGCUCUGGUGGACGCUGCAGUCUCUGCCCCACAGAUGGAUGUGGCCAAGGUGAAGGAGAACAAACAUGAACGGGAUGACGACAUGUCCUCAUCAGCUGCUGGUCGGCGAGCAGCCAGCCUCUCAGAGCAGCAGCAGCAGCAGCAGCAGCAGCAACAGGAGGCCGAAAGGCGAUCCAUGCAGUCCCCUUAUGGUGGUAUGUCUCUGCCAGGGGGUAAGCCCCAUUCAGCUUACUCUGAGGUCACUGGAGUCGGGGGUAAGGAUAAGGGCCCUCAAACCUCAAAGUCCCGCAUUGAAGAGGAGCUUCGGACUCGUGGGAAGACAACUAUCACAGCCGCUAACUUCAUUGACGUCAUCAUCACACGACAGAUAGCCUCGGAUAAAGACUCACGAGAGCGAGGCUCCCAGAGUUCUGACUCCUCGAGCAGCUUGUCAUCCAGUCGAUAUGACAACACCGGUGGAGGAGCCAUUGAGGUGAUUAGUCCCGCUAGUUCCCCAGUCCAGCCCCAACAGGACAAACCAGAAGAAGUGCAACAACAAGCAGCAACUGGCAUGCGGGCCUAUGACAUGAGUCGUUACCGGCCAUCAGGGGAGCCUCCACAGCCCAGUGCCCAGCAGCCCCCCUCCUCCCAGGCUGAGAGCUACUCCCAGGUCCCCAAGACUCACCGGGUUAUGACUUUGGCAGACCACAUUUCGCAUAUCAUAACCCAGGACUUCGCCCGGAAUCAGGACCCUCCGGUCUCCUCAGCUUCAGCCACAUUCCAGAGCGUCCUGCCAUCCAUGUCCUCUUCAGGUCGAGCUAAGAUGCCCAGCCGCUACAGUCCUGAAAAUCAGGUCCAGGCCUCACACCACCAGAGACCCUCCAGCAGAGUUUCCCCAGAGAAUGCCCCUGACAAGUCCAGAGCCAGGCCUGGUAAGUCUCCAGAGCGAGGUGGCAGGCAGAUGGAGAACUAUGAACCCAUCUCUCCACCACAGAGCUACCAAGGCAUGGACAAACAGGAGGCUGGCGGGCCUCCACCCCAGAGGCGAGAGGCUGACAACUCAGAGAUCAGGAGUGACUCUCGAUCCCCGGGGAGUGUCAGCUAUCUGCCUUCCUUCUUCACCAAGCUGGAAAACACCUCGCCUAUGGUAAAAUCAAAGAAGCAGGAGAUCUUUCGUAAGUUGAACUCCAACUCUAGUGUCGGUGAUUCUGAUAUUGGAAACGCGCAACCAGGCACAGAGAUUUUCAACUUACCUGCUGUCACCAGCUCCAGCAGCAUCAACACCAGGAAUCACUCCUUUAGUGACCCAGCCAGUAACCUGGGCCUGGAGGACAUCAUCCGCAAAGCUUUGAUGGGCAAUUUGGAGGAGAGACAGGAGGAGCACCAGGGAGGAGUAGGGUCUCAGGGUCUCAACAACACAGUCAGUGACAGCCGCCAGGAGGCCAACCCGUCACCCAGUAUGGGGAAGCAGAAGCAGGGCAAAGCCAACAGCAGGAAAUCAAAGUCACCUAACCUGGGUCAGGCCUACGCUGGGGGGGAGCGUCCCUCUUCAGUGUCCUCCGUCCACUCCGAGGGAGAUUAUCACAGACAAGCCCAAGCCCAACCCCAGUGGAGCUGGGACGACCGACCUUCAUCCACAGGAUCCAUGCAGUUCCCUUACAACCCCCUGACCAUGCGCAUGCUAAGCAGCACGCCACCCACAUCCAUAGCUUCCCCAGCCAUACAGAGCCAGCAGCAACAACAGCAGCAGCAGCAGCAGCAGCAGCAGCAGCAGGCACCUACAGCUGGAGCCCCGGUGGCCCAGCAGCGUGUGUGGCAGUCUCUGCUGUCAGAGCAAUACGAGACCCUGUCAGACAGCGACGACUGAGCCCUGCACGCUACAAGCCCAAUAACCAGAGGAGAGGCCUGCACUGAGGCUUGUCUGUUCACCCCAUUUCCCAGAACUAACCUCGCUCACUGGCGAGUGUGAUGAGUUGAUGGGGUGGUGUCCUUUUUUAUUUUUGGUGCUAUGUCGCCCCCUGGCUGUUAGCUAAGAGUACAUGCAGCAGCCUGUUUCAGGCAGGGCUCUCCAGAAUAAGACUUGCUUGUGGUCAGGAAGCACUCACCCUGCCUGUCGGGGAAAUAAAGAAAACUCGAUUGAGGGGAUGACAUGAGCUAUAGUAAAGAUGAAGAACUUAAUAUGUAAAAAGAAACAACAUAAGAGACUAUUUCUGAAUUUCUGUAAAGAUAUACCUUGUCUUUAAGAAAACCAUUGUAUGUAAAUAGAGUAACCUUUUGCAGUGUUUUUCUUAACUUGAUUAUUUCUUAUUUUAAUGUCGCUUUUAAAUUGAUCCACUUUAAAUGGGAAGAGUAGGGUGUAAUCUUUUAAUAUCACAGUUGGUCUCUCCCAGUCCACCCCCACCCCAAGUCACAUGACACCCACUCUAAUAUUUUUACCAUAGCGACGCUAAAGAGAGACCGGACCUUUGGUUUGUACUUGACCAUGAGUGGAGCACAGAGAUUGUGCCACCCUGCGCACCAUCCACCAAGCACCACCAGAGCCUGAACAUUGUGGACAUUUGAGGACGAAACAAAACACAGACUAACAUUUCAAACAGCAUUGAUAUUUGUUGCCUGUCUUCGCCACAUAGUGGAGAUGAUGCAUGGAUUGUAACUAUCAGAUGAUAGAGGUAACUUCUCACCCCUGUUGUAGACAGAGAAAUGUCUUCAAAACAAGUUGAGAACACUGGUGUCAUAGAAAGGUGAAAAGUCUGAUAUAAGCUUAAUUUUGCCAGAAAAGAUAUCUUUAUGACUACUCCUGGACCCCGUCUGAAUAAUGAAAGUGAGCCAAUGUUAUUUUGUUAAUUUUUAUUUUUUCAAUAGAGCUAUGGUGUGUCACAUGUAGCUGUCUCUCUCUGCAGUUUCCAACCUGUCCAGAAUGAUCUGCUCUGCAAUGUUGUCAUGGUAAAAAAAAAAAAAGUGUCAGGUUUUGCCAUGCCUUGUGACUUGAGAAAGAAGGCAGCUUUAACUAAUUUUCUCAGAGAUAUACGUUGGUGUUUGAUGUUUGUAUUUGUUUCUAUAGUCCCUCUUUUUUUCCUUAUUUUUUUUUUUUUUUUUUUGAUACUGUCCUGACAAAAAUCUGAACUCUGUAAAUUGUCUUUACAUUACACAAAAAGACAAAACUAACCAAACAUAAAGAAUGGUCUGCACCAUUGUUGCACUUUUUUGCUUUGUAGCUUUUGACAAAAAAAAAGCAUACUACCUGCUGUGUAACUUAUUCAACCUCCAGCACAGGAGUAUACUAAGAUGUGCUUUAAGUUUUUUCCCCAACACUCACAGAAUUCUGGAUGUUUUGACUUCCUGUCUUUUCUUGUAGUUGGUACAUGAUUUUGUAGUGUGACACUUGCAUCACAGUUACAGUUUUAAGUGUAUGGUACCGUUAAAUGUUUAAGAACUUUGCUGUCAUGGUGAUUCCACACCGUGACCACUUAAUCUCUGCUUUCAUUGUGUCAAUCAACAGGCAUAAAGCUUUGAAUAUGAAUUAUACUAGGUCAACUUCAUAAAUGGCAGUAAUGUUCCUUUGCAAGUCUUUUUUUUAGAUAUGUGAAAUAAUACCAUAUUUAGACUUUUUCAGCUUUCAAUUUGCUCAGUUAACAAAUCUAUUCUGCUCUAAACUUGAUAUUCCUUUGUUCCUUUCAUUUUGAUUUUGAAUCAUUUGUCAUAGCACAUGUACAGAUUUUUAUUUUCUGUCAUUUUCAACAUCUUUGUUAUGCAUCCUGUUUAAAUGGGAUGUUAUGUGUUUACAAAGGCAAUGAAAAAAAAAAAGUUUACAAACUUGAAUCUUAAAAAAAUCCGACAUGAAGCCGAAAAAGAAUUGGAGCAUCUUUUCAGCUCUUUAUCAAACACACAGUGGUGACUUUUUUUUUUUUUUUUUUUUUUUUGAAAUUGAGACUUGAAACCCCGUGUAUCCUGAUGAUGUUGAAAUGCAAUGUUUGUAUCGCACAAUGUCUCUUAGUAGGCUAUUACAAGAGUUCAGACCAAUCAAAUAAAGUGGAUCAGUUCUCCACCACUGAAAAA
Molecule: messenger RNA, 9613 nt
Organism: Micropterus dolomieu (smallmouth bass)
Lineage: Eukaryota; Metazoa; Chordata; Actinopteri; Centrarchiformes; Centrarchidae
Gene: ncor1
Product: nuclear receptor corepressor 1
Exons: 46
Coding region: 219-7424 (2401 amino acids)
Biological process (GO): negative regulation of transcription by RNA polymerase II
Molecular function (GO): nuclear thyroid hormone receptor binding; transcription corepressor activity
Source: RefSeq, a predicted model, not a curated record